Paramuricea clavata is the source of this 886-nucleotide messenger RNA. The record is from the annotation of a GenBank genome assembly. Lineage: Eukaryota; Metazoa; Cnidaria; Anthozoa; Malacalcyonacea; Plexauridae.
CGUUUUUUUAGACACCCUGUACAACAGGUACAAUAUGUGCUUUUUGUGCCGAAUUUCCUUCCGUGGAAGUACUGGGGCCAGUUCCAAGACCAAUGCCCGAUGAUGAAGCUUUGCCAGAGCUAUGUUAUUUACCAUAUGACCAAACACCAACAGCGACAGCAGAUGGCGUCCGUAGGGAAGUAGAUGACUUCCAGCCAAGAGCUCAAAUAAAGAACAAUCUGAACAAGAAAAAGUAACUUUAGAUGACGAGGACUCAAUAACUGCAUUUUCCAAAUCGUAUGCAGUUCAGGAGGAUCUUGUAAGAAAAUAGCUUGAGCAUCUUCAUUACGUGAAUUUCAAAAAAAAACACGUGCGGACGAGAGAAGAAAACAGAAGGAAGCACAAGCAAACAGCACUUACGAGGACUACAACUGGGUAGAAAUGUUCCAUGCCAGAACACUUAACAAAUGUACUGUUGCUGUUUUAGAUUUGUUCUUAGAAAAGCACAGUUUAAUGCGAAAGCGAAAGAACAAAAAACAGAAAGUACAAAUCAUCACAGCCUGGCUGGCCAACAGUGAAGUGAUCGAAUCUCGAUCAAAAUGACGACAGAGGUAAAUGAAAUGAAAAGGAUAAUGGUGUUGUCUACAACGAUGAAGAACUGGACUCUAGUGACUCUGAUAUUGAAGAUGAUACAAGUGAUUUAGACGACAAUCAACAUGUAGUUCGGCGUGAAGUUGGACAUUCCACCACUGACGACGAUAGCGAAAGUGAAACCAAUGAAAACCAAGUCAUCCCUGUAAAUACAAGACUUGGAAGACUGGCAACAGCAUAUCAAACUCGUCAUUUUUUUGGAGACUCUGAUUGAUAUAAUUAUCUAUUUAAUAGGAACAGGAAACAAGUCAUCCCU